CUGAUAUGACUACAACUCAACAAGGAGAAUCAAUGAAUCAUUUAAUGAAAGGAUAUAUGGAUGCAACAACAUCUCCUUAUGAAAAACAAGCAGCACAUUUUUUAACUCGAUAUGCUUUACGUAAAACACAAGAGCAACUUAUUCAAUCACUUAAUUAUAAAUAUGAAACUACUGAUAACUUCGAAAAUACAACUAUUUUAAUGUUUGUUCAACGACAUGAAAGUAAAUCUUUACCACAAUCAGUUACAUAUUGUUCAAGUUCAAAAAGUUUUGAAUGUAGUUGUGGAUAUACUCAAUUUUCAGGCUUUAUUU
Messenger RNA from Dentiscutata heterogama, 312 nucleotides. NCBI's taxonomy places the organism in Eukaryota, Fungi, Glomeromycota, Glomeromycetes, Diversisporales, Gigasporaceae. The record is from the annotation of a GenBank genome assembly.